Durusdinium trenchii is the source of this 528-nucleotide messenger RNA. NCBI's taxonomy places the organism in Eukaryota, Dinophyceae, Suessiales, Symbiodiniaceae. The record is from the annotation of a GenBank genome assembly.
AUGGAACUUCCCAUUACUCAAGAAAGAACCAAAGUUUUGCCCCAUGUCACUGUGGCUGCUCUCCAGAAGUCUCUGGAGCUUGGUUUCAGCCAGGUUGGACAUCGAAGCUUGUCGGUUCUGAUCACCGACUUGGAAGGCAUGAGUUGGAAGACUGCACCUUCCAAACAUGUGCCUGCAUUCGUUACACUCGAACCAAUUCUGGUGCACAUCUUGGAAAUUUGCAACAACGGCCUCAUCCCAGACUCCAAGUUGAUGACAGCAAUGCGAGCUAUGCACGAGCAGAAGAACUUCCAGUGUGGCGCAAGCGGUUCUUUCUCAAUGAUGUGUCCCUUUGUUUGUCAGAAGCUUCGACAAAUGGGCAGCAAGAUUCGGGGAAUUGCUACUUGCCCUACCUCCUGGGAACAGCUCGAGCGCAAGUUGACUGUGCGACAAAGGGAGGCCUUCGUCAAGCUUUGCCGCUGUAUCGACAAUCGUUUUCUAGGUUCCAGUGAGGGCGCCGAAUUAAGCCCCAGCCCGGUGCGGAGCUGA